AACAGCAACACUCGUCCCGUAAAAGUCUCUCUCUCUCUCUCUCUCUCUAUCGCAGAUAGGUGCUUCGUCUCCUUCUUCGAUAACUCCGAUCACCUAAAAACGUUUCCUUUCAAUCAAAGCAUCUCUCUCUCUCUCUCCCUCCUUCAUUACAAACAUUAUAUCCUCGCAUUUCGAGGUACUUACUCUCUCGAUCGAGAUUCAGAUCUAAAUUUCAAUAAUUAGGGAUUUCGAUUCUCCAUCGUCAAUGUCGAAUUCGAGCUUCGAUGUGGAGAAAGUUUCGAUCUUUAUUGGAUUCUAACUUGGAGAUUUCGAAUGGCUGGUUUUGAUUUUGAUGAUUGUGGCAAUGAUGUAGUUUUAGCUAAAAGUUGUUUGCUUUGAAGAGGGAAGAAGAUGGGAUCUGGGCGGAGCAAAUCGUGCCGAGCCUCUACGGAACCUGGUGGUGGUGGAGGAAGGAGGAGAAAACCAAUGAGUCUCCUUUGCUCUCUUCACUCUUCUUGCCUCGCUUCUACUUCUCACGACAGUGACGAUGACGUUGAUCAUCAGGUAUGUAACGGAAGGAGGAGGAUGGAAUCUUUGAAUCAGGGAGAUGCACAAGAUUGUUAUGAUGAUGAAGAACUGAAAGAUAAAAACGAGCUUGAGCUUGAUGAUGAUUGUGGUGUUGUUGUUGAAGAAGAAGCAGCUGUAAGCAACGUUGGCGGUUCGGUUCAAGAAUCUCCCACUCCAAGUGGAGUUUUCUCGCAUUUCAAAUUCCUUCCUGGUAACAUAAGCUCCAGACUUAGCAGAGCUUCAAGCUCUAGAUCCUUCAACACUACUUACCCACGAGAAGUAUCUGUCAUACAACCUGCUAGAGUUGAGUCUCCGAGGAACCCUGUGAUUGACAAUGUGGUUAGAGACAUUGAUGCCAUGCGAUAUGGAGAAGAUCGUUCUUCUUCUUCGAGAGUAGGGAAUGGUAUGGAAAGACAAGUUGUUCGUGAACCUUCCGUUGAUCGGAAUGUUAGUUUUAGCAGGACUCUGAGUGUUGGACGUCUCCGUGACAGAGUUCUUCGCCGGUCUUCACUCUCUGAUUUCACAUUCCGUCCUUCACAUCAGGGAGAAGAUGAUACUGAUCUCUUCCCUGCUGAUAACACUGCAGCAGCGGAGGAUACUCCUGUGACUUCAACGUCGUUACUAAACCGUUCUGCUUCUAGCAUUAGAAGGACGUUAUUCGGAGUUCAAGAUCAACAGACGACAAGUCCUCUUGUCAUAGAAGGGAGGUAUCAAGGUUUAUUAGAACACCGAUCAGAUUUCCUUGAGAGAAGGAGGAGAAUUAGAUCUCAGGUUCGUGCUCUUCAAAGAUUGGGAAGCCGGUUUGAGAGUGUCACAGGCCAUCAUGAUAGGGCUUGUGUCUUAUCAGGUCUAGACCAAGCAGGUCGUUGCACAUGCCGUGCAGGUACUAACCGUGGUUCCACUACAACAACAACAACACCAACAACCGAUGAAACAAACGCUAGAGCUAGCAUCUCAAGGAUAGUAUUGCUAGCUGAAGCUCUCUUCGAGGUUCUUGAUGAAAUUCAUCAGCAAUCUGUUGUAUUAUCCUCUCAACAACCAUCAGUAUCAUCAAUAGGAUCUGUUCCUGCACCUAACGACGUUGUGGACUUGUUACCUAUAAAACAGUAUACUAAAUCACAAAGCGAAGAUUCCUCACAAUGUUAUAUAUGUCUUGUGGAGUAUGAAGAAGGAGACACUAUAAGGACACUUCCUUGUCAUCAUGAAUUCCAUAGAACAUGUGUGGAUAAAUGGCUUAAAGAGAUUCACAGAGUAUGUCCUCUAUGUCGUGGAGACAUUUGUAGACAUGAUCCAUCACCUGAACUACACUGAUUACAGUAUGAGAGUUUCAGAUUCUGCAAAAGACCCAAAAACAUUCAUUGGUUUUUGUCUGGAACUGAAUCUAAAUGUUGUAUUUUUGCUUGUUGUUUGUAGCUUUCAAUUGAAAACAAAAAACAACAAAAUUCAAACUUCCUGUAUUUUAAACUUCUGUACUUAAUUGAUAAAUUUACUGA
Molecule: messenger RNA, 2039 nt
Organism: Brassica napus (rape)
Lineage: Eukaryota; Viridiplantae; Streptophyta; Magnoliopsida; Brassicales; Brassicaceae
Exons: 6
Coding region: 391-1857 (488 amino acids)
Source: RefSeq, a predicted model, not a curated record